Molecule: messenger RNA, 2220 nt
Organism: Aspergillus heteromorphus CBS 117.55
Lineage: Eukaryota; Fungi; Ascomycota; Eurotiomycetes; Eurotiales; Aspergillaceae
Product: HET domain-containing protein
Exons: 2
Coding region: 1-2220 (739 amino acids)
Source: RefSeq, a predicted model, not a curated record
AUGAGUCAGCCGCCAUCCCCCAAGCAGCUAUGCAAAAGAUGCGACCGGCUGGAACUCGGGAGGAUGCUUGCCGACGAGGUCAAUGAACGACCGAUGGGUGCCAUCUCUCACUAUCGCAAUCCAACGUGCCCGUUCUGUGGCCUAAUUGCCAGGGCCAAAGAGGUUGCCUCAGCUGACGGAUGGGACCUGACCACCUUCUCGCUCACCAACCCAUCCCCUCGGCUCUUUAUUCAGAGUCGCAGCGGGGUGUCGGUGAAAAACAAUGGCUACGUGGAUCAUCGCUCCCCGCGGUUACUGCUAGCGGUUGAUCAAAAGCCUAGCCGUCAGCAGAAUCGCCGGCCGCUUCGGGAGAUCGACCGGCUAGAGAGCAGGUAUAUAUUGGCCGAAAUCGAGUCAUUGUCCAAUGAUGACCUCCAGGGGCUCAUGCGACGACGGGAUAUCCCGUGUCGAUUGAGUGUUCCAUUGGUGCAGCACUGGCUGAAAGGGUGCAAGGAACACAAACACUCCGCGGCAGCGCUAAAGAGGGGGAGCACUGGACCAUUUGAUGGUCAGCCUUUCCGACUGAUUGAUGUGAUGCAAGAAUGCUUGACCCUUCAGCUGAAAAGAUGUGAUUAUGUGGCCUUGUCCUAUGUCUGGGGUACGUCUCCCACCAUCCUGACAUCUGAUCGUAACCCUGAAAGCUUGAUUCUGGUUACGACUCGACAAAACCUAUCUGUCUUAUGCCAUCCACACGCUCUGUCUUCCUCACAUCUCCGGCUGGGAAGAAUUCCUCAAACGAUCUCCGAUGCGAUGGAGCUUACUCGGAAAAUCGGCAUCCAAUAUCUCUGGGUGGACACGCUGUGUAUUGUGCAAGAUGACGAGCAAGACAAAGCGCGGCUCAUUAGCCAUAUUGACGAUGUCUAUGAUAAUUCAACAGUCACGAUAAUGGCCGCGACAGGUAAUGGCCCAGAUGAGGGUUUGGCAGGAAUUGGUCCUCGUGUAGGUUGCCCAAUUAAGCCACACUAUAUCCUGGACGAGAGGAACGGAGGAACUUUGUCUUUGUCCCUUUCGUUGCCGUCAUUGUGCCAUGAAGUCCGGAAGGGUGUGUGGGACACUCGGGGCUGGACGUUUCAGGAACAGAGUCUGUCACAGCGCUGUCUUUACUUUACAAGUGAUGAGAUAUUUUUCCAAUGUCCGGAGGUGCAGUGGAGGGAGGGAUAUGACUAUGGGGAGGGUCACUCACCAAACACACAGGUCCAGAUCCGCACCGGGCCUCCAUGGUGGAGUAAGAGACUCAGGAAUGACCCAGAUCCAACUCCCUACCAUUACCUAGGAGAUACAACCAAUGGGCUAGAUGUAGAAUGCUAUCAGCGUGCCGUGCAAGAAUACAGCCGAAGACAUCUGACAUAUUCUCAUGACAUACUGAACGCCUUUGAGGGCAUCUUCAACCGGUUCCAGCAGGCGCAGCAGAGUUCCCGCGACUUGAGUAUUCGCCAAACUCAAGGCAUCCCGGCUCACCUCAUGGUCCAGGCCUUACUUUGGUUCCCCUCUGAGUCAUGCCGUCAGCGCGUAUCAACGGAAAGGUUUUCUACCUGGUCAUGGGCUUCCUGGGUUGGCCCUGUAGAAUUCAUCUUUGCGGAGAGCCUUUGGCUGUCGAGGAGCAUCUCGCACGCCCCGCGUAAAAACGCCCCUCUGCACAUUGCAAUUGCUCAGUGGCACUUUGGCGAUGCGAAUAGCGGCACAUGGUCGAACCGCGCAUGGCAGCCCGCAAGGGAACUCCGAGGCCAAAGGAGCAGGCACAGCCCCACGCAAGAUCUGACCACGCAAAGGUACCUCAGCGAUGUUAUCGGAAUUCGUCCGAAGCCUCUCUUGGACCAGUCUCUUAACCCACCGCAACCAAGCCUCCGUUGUGGUCAACUGGGGUUUAUCGGUGCAUUCUUGGGCUCCGGUUCCUUUGAUCUCUCCGACGCAGUAACUGAGCGGAUCAAAUCGUUAGUGGUAUCUAAGGUUCAUAUAGGGCAAUUUCGUUUCGAUGGCGAUAUGGCCGUACCAGUGACUGAAUUGGUGAUGGUUGUGUGCACGAUUACUGUCAUGAGUUUGCCUCGGACGAUUAUGAUAUUCUUGGGUAUGACCACGCGGGAUGGAGUUUCUGUCCGCGUGGGGAUCGGAUACGCCUAUUAUUCCAAGGAUGCAGGAGCACAUAAGCCACCUUGGGAGUAUAAAUUCUUUGUUAUGGAGUGA